AUGAGGGCCAAUUUUAUUUAUGAGUUAUGGUUGAUGGGGUCAAACAACAAGGAUUUGCAAAGGCAAGGGAAGAACAACAAGCUGCUGACUCCAAGCCGGUCCUUGAAGGAGACGAGAUCGAGGUUAUACAUAAUAAGGCGAUGCCUGGUGAUGCUGCUCUGUUGGAGAGAGCCUCGUGAGUAAGAAUUUUGUUUGUCAUCAUAUCCUAACACAACAUUGGUAUGUAUGCUACUACGUACUACAGAAGAAGAAGUGUAAAUUGAAACAAGCUAGUAAUUCUCUGCUCCACAGAUGUUACAAGCUAGUAUGGAAGGCGCGCGAACGUAUCAACGCAGAUGUUACAAAAACCGUCAGCAUUAUAUAAGAAAGCCGUGGAGGACAACAAAAGUAUAGCGUGUGAUAUAUAAACACUUACCGUGAAGAUGUACAAUUGAUGGUGGGCAUUUCCAUGCGUAGUUAUCAUGUUUUUAUUAAACUUUUUUUUCCACUAUAUAUAUGAAAGGAAUCAAAGAGUAGUGACUCUUUAUGCUCUCUCUAAGUUAGUCAGUCUAGAUAUAAUCAAUCAAGGAACAAUAUUCAACAACUAUGUUUAUGUGUAUAUGAAUGUAAGAAGUAGUGACUCUAAUUAGCCUAAUUACUAAUAA
This is a messenger RNA of Camelina sativa (false flax), 644 nucleotides long. The record is from RefSeq and is a predicted model, not a curated record. Lineage: Eukaryota; Viridiplantae; Streptophyta; Magnoliopsida; Brassicales; Brassicaceae.